AUGAAUUAUGUACAACUGACAGCAUUAAAUCGUGCCGACUGUUACGUGCACCAAGAAGAAUGUUCACUUUCCUAUCUCUCAACAACAUCCAGCAACAUGUUUGCAACUUAUAUGACAGCAGAUGACUGUGACGAAGCUCAUAGAGAGCUCAUCUACCAGAGCCACAUGAAUCCAAAAGUGCACAAAUUAACGCACGUCAAACAGAAAUCCUCUAGAAAGAACAAGAGAAUGCAACAAAUUUGUUCUAGAUCUGUUGGUCUUCAGUUAAUUGACACAUCUAGAAUUGUUGACCUUUUUAAAAAACUUAAGUUCGCCCUCGACCGAGUGUCUCAUCUUUCCGCCCACGACGCCCUGACUAUUGUCCGAAGCGCCCUCAGUUUGCCCAACAUGAUGUAUUUUCUUCGUACAUCCAGCUACAUUAACCCAUCGUUGUUGGGCAGAUUUGAUGAUGUUUUGCGUACCGCCUUGUCAGCCAUUUGCAAUGAACCAUCUGGCAUUUCAGUGCAAGAUGGCAAGCGACCAGACGGUUGUACUCUUAUUCCCUGGAGAGCUGGUAAAUGUUUGGCUUGGGAUGUUACGGUUCCUGGUACCUUGGCCGAGCGCUACGUUCACCUUACCAGCAAAGAAUGUGGUUUGGCUGCAAUCAGGGCAUCGGACGAAAAAAUUAAAAAAUAUGAACACGCCCUGCCUUCCUUAGAUUUUUUGCCAAUAUGUAUCGAGGUCCUUGGACCCAUGGACCCCAAUACUUCAAAAUUUAUUAAAACAUUGUGUAAAAUGAUUGGUGUUCGGUCAGGUGACAGCAGAGAGUUCUUUUUUGCAAUAAACCACAUCUCGUGUUUGUUGCAGCGAUUUCUGCGUGUUUGUGUGUCGGAAAAUAUUAAUUUAAACGCCGACGUGUGA
Helobdella robusta is the source of this 900-nucleotide messenger RNA. RefSeq lists its product as hypothetical. NCBI's taxonomy places the organism in Eukaryota, Metazoa, Annelida, Clitellata, Rhynchobdellida, Glossiphoniidae. The coding region runs from base 1 to 900 and encodes 299 amino acids. The transcript has 5 exons. The record is from RefSeq and is a predicted model, not a curated record.